Messenger RNA from Lethenteron reissneri (Far Eastern brook lamprey), 6442 nucleotides. Its product is annotated as DNA repair protein RAD50-like. NCBI's taxonomy places the organism in Eukaryota, Metazoa, Chordata, Hyperoartia, Petromyzontiformes, Petromyzontidae. Gene Ontology annotation, molecular function: double-stranded telomeric DNA binding; single-stranded telomeric DNA binding; G-quadruplex DNA binding. Gene Ontology annotation, biological process: double-strand break repair; telomere maintenance via telomerase; chromosome organization involved in meiotic cell cycle. The record is from RefSeq and is a predicted model, not a curated record. Gene Ontology annotation, cellular component: Mre11 complex; nucleus; condensed nuclear chromosome.
CCUCUCUCUCACCGUGUUCGUAGUCGCGUUUCCCGCUCAUUUGUUGCUACAGUACCGAGUGCGGCGUGGGGAGCGGUGGCGCAGUGGUUAGCGCCGGCAUGAGGGUCUCCGUGUUCCAUUCCCGGUGCACCACCGCCAGUCCCUUCACAAGAUCGACAUGGUUUUGAUUUAAAGCUUUCGUGACUGCAGGGAUUCAUAUUCUUGGUUCUUUCGGUAAAGUCACGUAGAAGGGAAAUAAUAUCAAACAAUCAAAAUGCUCACGACGUUUCAAAUUUUCUUGCUGUGGAUUUCACACCUGAUGAUGAUUGCUUGUGUUGCAGUCGAAACGUCGUGAGAAUUUUUAUUGUUUUAUAUUUAUAUUAUUUUAUUAUUUCCCUUCUAUGCGACUUUACCGAAAGAACCAUUUUGACUGCUUGUGUUGUGGUUAUUACAAACAUGAUCCCUUGUAUAAAUGUGUCAGUUUUUGUACCAGAUGAAAGGGUAAAAACCUGUUACUAUACUGUAUUUUGUCACUGGUAAAGGAGAUCUCGUAGUGUAAAUGCUUACCCCGAGCUCUCAAUACUCUGAUAGUGCGCUGUUUUUGAGUUGUACGCCUUUUGGCGUCAUCUGGUCCAACACCAUGUGAGACUAGGCUCUAAGAAAAGCUGUCUCGGGUGUGGACCAAUCAACUUCAAGGACAGUGCAUAUCAUUAUCAGAUUUGUUUCUUUUGUUUGCAUUUUGACUGCUUGUGUUGUGGUUAUUGCAAACAUGAUGCCUUGUAUAAAGAUGUCAGUUUUUGUACCAGAUGAAAGGGUAAAAAACCUAUACUAAAGAUCGACAUAGUUUGGUGGUACAUGUUGUUCACGUCGUUUAUUGUGAAAAUUCCGUCACAGUUCCUAUGAUCACUGUUUCAUUGCUUUUAUGGCUUUAUUUUGGUGAUUUUCGGAAAGUUUUUUGGUUUGGCCAUGUUUGUUUGUUGUAGUAUAGAGUUAGACUGAUGGCCUUAAUCUAAGUUGUCUUGUGGUUGUUGUUUGACUUGCAUCCCACUGGGAUUUUUGCACAGAGCGUUGGUGUGCGGUGCUUUUUCUGCAAUAUUUUGCUGUCUUUUCUUGGAUUUUCUGUUUGCACUCAGUCACUUAGUCACUUUAAGAUGUUUUCUUGUGUUUUAAUAUUUAAGUGUUUUUUUUUAUUUAGGGCCCCUUUAUAACAUGUGCUACAGGCCCCGCACUAGCUUAAUUCGGCACUGCCUCUCCCCACCUUCACCAAUCCAUACCAUUGGUUAAAUCACCCACCACAAUCCUCAGGGCAUAGUCAUGCCGUCGUUUAACAGUGGGUUGACAAAAGGGCUGUACAUGUACGGCAAGUCCUCACUUAACACGUGUUCACACAACGUGUUUUUGCGAUAACACGGUUCUUCCAUUCGGGAACAAUGAGCAACAUCACGGAAGGCACCUGUUAUCACGUGGUUUCUGAUCUGUCACACUGAGCGGAGUGAUACAGUACGUGGAAUGAUGCAGUAACGCGGCGGCAUACCCUCGGUUCGUUACGCUGCCAUCGUGCCGUUGAAUUUCAGAGAAAAUGGCCAAAAUAGACAAGAUGAGCAUCUUGGGGGUACGGAGCUUUGGCGUCAGUGACUGCGACAAGCAAGUGAUCACUUUCCACACGCCGCUCACCAUCCUGGUGGGUCACAACGGCGCUGGCAAGACGACGAUAAUUGAGUGCUUGAAAUACAUCUGCACUGGUGACUUCCCACCGGGCACAAGCGGCGCUUCCUUUAUUCACGACCCAAAGGUGGCCCACGAGACUGAUGUGAAAGCGCAAAUUCGAUUGCAGUUCAUGGAUGUGAACGGCGACAUGGUAACCGUGCAGCGAUUGCUGCAUGCCACACAGAAGGCCAAGAAAGUGGAAUUCAAGACCUUGGAGGGGGUUUUCACCCGGCUGAAAAAUGGAGAAAAGUACAGCAUCAGCUCAAAGUGCACCGACAUGAAUCGCGAGAUGAUCACUGCCCUUGGGGUCUCCAAGGCCGUCCUGUCAAACGUCAUAUUCUGCCACCAGGAGGACUCUAACUGGCCGCUCAGCGAGGGAAAGGCUCUCAAGCAAAAAUUCGAUGAAAUAUUUUCUGCAACCAGGUAUAUCAAAGCACUGGACUCGCUGAGCAAGGUGCGUAAGGACCAGGGCUCCAUCGUGCGAGAGCUGCAGGCCGUCGUGAAGCUGCUGCAGCAGAACAAGAACAAGGCGGAGGAGCUGCAGCGGGAUCUUGAUGACAUUGUCGCGAAACUGGAGGCCUCCCGAGAGAGCGUGUUCACCAUCGACCGGGAAGUCAGCCCGCUCGAGAUAAACUUGAAGGACGUCGAGAGUAAGCUAGCAGUGGUGGUGAGAUUGGACAACGAAGUGAAGGCCACGCAGAGCCGCCAAGCUCAGAUGGAGGUGGACAGUCGAGACCUGCAGGAGAAGAUGGAACAGGUGUUUCAAGGCACGGACGAGCAGCUGCAGGAAGCUUACAGCAGCCACCAGCGCAGGGUGCAGGAGAAGGAGCGUCGGCUUGGGGAGCGGCAGCGCGAGCUGGAACGCGUCAACAGGGAGGUGCUCCGUCUGCGCAACGUCAAGGGGGGGCUGCACGUGGAGCAAGGAAAACUACAGCAAGAGGCCGAGAGGCACGCGUCCACUGUGAAGCGUCGAGACCAGCUGGUCCAGACCCUCGCGUCAGAGCUCGAGCUUGACGGGUACAGCAGCGUCCCGCUGUCCGACCGGCAGGUGUCCAGCUUCACGAGGCUCGUCCGAGAGAGGAUGGAGCAAGACGACAACAACGUGAAGCGCCUGCUGCACGAGUUUGAGGAGAAGGAAAACGAGAAGCAGCGUCAGAUGGACGAUGCCAGGGAGCGCAAGACGGCGGCCGAGAGCUCGGUGCAGCUGAAGCGGGAGCUGCUGGGCGACAAGCAAGCCGAGCUGGAGGAGAAGCGCGCCGAGCUGGGUCGGCUGCAGAGCUCCGGGGACCGGCUGCAGGUCGUCGAGAGCGAGCUAAGGGACACUGAGCACCAGCUGGAGGUGGCGGAGGGCUCGUCGCAGGCGGAGGGGCUCCGCACGGAGCUGCAGCGGAUGCAGCGCGAGCGCACGGAUUUCGACAGCCUUCUCCGCCGCCUCGACCACGAGAUGUCCACGCUGAACCUGCACACGCAGGCCCGCACGCAGCUCGACAUGCACAACAAGGAGAAGGUGGAGAAGGAGGAGCAGAUCCGGCGUAUCCGUUUGCGGCACGACAAAACGCUGGUGACGUUCGUGGGACACUUUCCCAGCAAGGGAGAGCUGGAGAUGUGGCUGGACCGUCGUGCCCAGGAGAGGCGACAGCUGCAGGCCAAGAUCCAAGGUCUCAACAAGCUGCUGGCAUCGGCGGAACAGAACAAGUCCCACCUGACCACGGAGCUCCGUCGCAAGGAGGAGCGACUCAAGGAGAACGAGGAGCAGCUGUUUGAGCUGUGCGGGGGCCGUGACCUCGAGAGUGAGCUGUUGGCGCUGCAGGACCAGAUUGAGCGCACCAACAAGCAGCGAGCGAUGCUCGCCGGUGCCUCGGCCGUGUACACCCAGUUCAUCAGCCAGCUCACGGAGGAGUCUGGACCCGACGACUUGGAGGGUAUGGGGGCGGCGGCAGGCGGCGGCGGUGGCGGCGCUGGUCAGGGGUCGCCGUGCUGCCCCGUGUGCCAGCGCGCGUUCCAGUCCGAGUCGGACCUUGCCGAAGUGGUGAAUGACCUGCAAGCCAAGCUGCGGCUGGUGCCCGACAAGCUGCGGGCCACCGAGACCGAGCUGACUCGCAAGCAGAAGCGACGUGACAACAUGAUCCAGCUCAAGCCCAUGCAGCAGAGGGUGGUGGAAACGAGCGAGAAGGAGCUCCCAGAGCUGCGCAACCGUCUAUCGAGCCUCAACCAGGAGAUCCAGCGGCUGAAGAACAGUCUGGACGAGGAGGAGACGCUGCAGGCCACGCUCGAGUCCGAGGAGGACGCCGUCAAGAGCUGCCAGCAGGACGUGGCACUCAUGGACCGCUUCCAGAGCGACCUCAGGGAGCUGGAGAGGAAGGUGGCGCAGCAGAUGGCGCGGUUGGCGGGCGUGGAUGUGGAGCGCACGCUGCAGGUGGUCGGGGACGAGAAGCAGGAUGUUCAACGCAAGCUCGACAACGUGAACAACGCUUUGGAGCUGAAGCGAUUGGCGCUCGAGACGGACGUGGAACGCAUCAACGAGCUUCGGUCGAGGGUCAACUCCGUGCGGGAGGAGAGGCUCCGGCUGGCGACCGGCAUGCAGCGCAUCGAGGCGCUGCGAUCCCUCACUGCCGAGCUGGAGGCCGAAACGAGCGACCUCAAGAGGCAGAUCCAGGAGGCACAGGAGCAGGUGCUGCCACUGGAAGGAACACUGAGGAAGCUUCAGCAGGAAAAGGCAGAAAUCGUAGCGAGGAAAACUCGCGAGCACAACCAGGCAGCACGCCGGAUAUCUGAUUUGCAAGAUAAAAACAAGAACAUAAUAGCAUUCAUGAAAGAAGUGGACACGUACAUUAAUUCUGGACGAGACCAGCUUAAAAAGAACAAGGAGCUGGAGAUGCAGGAGGUGGCGAGGGAGCUGAGUGGCGAGGAAGAGAAUCAAGUGCAGAUCGGCCGUGACAUCAGCGGCAUCCGGCAGGAAAUUGACACGCAGAAGGUACGCGAGCGCUGCCUGCAGGACAACCUGACCCUGCGGCGACGCCAGCAAGAGCUGGCGAGCGUGGGCGACAGCAUUACUCGCCUGCUGGAGAAGAUGGGCAGCAUGAACGUCAUGCAGCUGAAAACAGAGCAGGAGCGGCUGAUCAGUCACCUGGAGGAGUUGAAAAGCAAGCGGAGUCGCGCCCUGGGAAGGCAGCAGGGUCUUCAGGACACGAAGUACAAAUUCGAAGGGCAGCUCAAGGACAAGCAGUUUCGAGAUGCUGCCAAGGAGUACAUGGACAACAUAAUCGUCAUGAAAACGAGCGAGCUUGCCUGCAAAGACCUGGAUGUUUACUACAAGGCUCUGGACCAGGCUAUCAUGAAAUUUCAUAGCAUGAAGAUGCAAGAGAUCAACAAGAUUAUCCGUGACCUGUGGAGGAACACUUACAGGAGUCAAGACAUCGAGUACAUCGAGAUCCGAUCGGACGCCGAUGAGAGCGCGUCGGCCUCCGACAAGCGGCGCAACUACAACUACCGCGUGGUGAUGGUGAAAGGGGACACGCCUUUGGACAUGCGAGGCCGCUGCAGUGCUGGCCAAAAGGUGCUGGCGUCGCUGAUUAUCCGGCUGGCGUUGGCAGAGACGUUUUGUCUGAACUGCGGCAUUUUGGCCUUGGACGAACCGACCACCAACUUGGACCGAGAGAACAUAGAAAGCUUGGCACAUGCACUCGUCGAGAUCAUAAAGAGCCGCUCGCGACAGCGGAACUUCCAGCUGCUGGUGAUCACUCACGAUGAGGACUUUGUGGAGCUGCUGGGCCGCUCCGAGUACGUGGACCACUUCUACCGAGUGCGCAAGAACAACGAGCAGUGCUCCGAAAUCGUCAAGUGCAGCGUCAGCACCCUGCAGGCAUCCGUAGCGUAGAUCUUAGACUCCAGCGCAUGGGGAGGUGGCCCCGUCUUUUUGAUUCCUUGUCACGCGGGGCCUACUUACUAAGAGGCCUGGAAAUAGAUUCUUAAGGGCCAGAGUAUGCCGUUGAAAAUAUUACAGCUGUACUUUUCUGGGUGCAGAGUAGGAGCAUAUUACUGUGUAGAUUUUGCAGUUGUGCUGUAUAGCCCUCUGAUGUGAUUUUGGGUUGUAGCGCGUGUCUUCUUGGCAUGAUGGAUGUGUCGCUCCCAUUAGAAGCUUCAGUCACUUCAUUGACUUCAACAGUUCUUGAAAAACUUUGCACAUGAAACAAAACAUUGGCUAGCAUGUCGAGAAAUACACAGGACAUCCUAAAACUUCAUAGGAUAGCUACAAUAGAAAUUUGCUAAAGCAGUGAUGUCCACAUUUUACAUUGAUUUGGUUGGCCGUGAUUUGCCAUGAGUUGAGUUUUAUAACUUGAUUCUCAAUAACAUUGACUCCAGGAGCAAUUACUGACUCAAGGUUAUUGUUAAAUACACCUUUGUUAGGAAAAUUUUCUUUUAAAAAAUGUCAAGUUUAAAGUUAUUUUCAAAGGGAACUCAUGAACAUGCACGUUCUACACAAAUGAAUUUGAUUGGAUGACAUGACCAUGGAAAAAAAUGUGUGGAACUAUAAAAGCAACUUUUGUUCUUCCGCAGAUGCAAUGCUGAUCUUUGUUUGGCCCACAGUAGUAACCAACAUGUGAUGUGGACUGUUUGUUAUGUGCACAGGUGACCAAAGUGGCCUUUGAUUGAAAUUAUGUUGACACACCUUAUUUGACUGGUAGGAACCUCCUGGUUACACCAGCCCACAGGGGAUUAUUGUGUCCGUCGUUCAGUGAGGGGCUGGGUAGGGAGG